Molecule: messenger RNA, 924 nt
Organism: Penicillium daleae
Lineage: Eukaryota; Fungi; Ascomycota; Eurotiomycetes; Eurotiales; Aspergillaceae
Exons: 3
Coding region: 1-924 (307 amino acids)
Source: RefSeq, a predicted model, not a curated record
AUGACCCUGAAAUAUCUCAUCACCGGCGCUACGGGUGGCCUUGGCUCUCAAGUGUUGUCUUACCUUAUUGCCAAUGUCCCCGCAUCUGAAUACGCAGCCGCUUCUUCGAGCGAAGCAAACCGCAAGCGUUUUGAAGAUCAGGGAAUUGCUUUCCGCGUGGUCAACUACGAUGAUCCCCAAGGCCUAGAGACUGCUUUUCGGGAUGUCGAGAAUCUCCUGUUUGUGAGCACCAACACCUUCGACGUCGCGAAGCGGGAGAAACAACAUCAAAACUUCGUCGAUGCGGCCAAAAAAAUGAAUGUCAAGCAUGUGUGGUAUACGUCCCUCGCCUUCGGCGGGUUCGGGUCCUCCGAGGCAGAUGUGCAACGGGCUCAUUUGUUGACUGAGGAGAUGUUGCGCAAGUCUGGUAUCAAUUACACCUCCAUGCGCGAGGGCCUUUACACCGAGGCAUUCCCCGUCUUCAUGAACUGGUAUCCCAACACCUCAGUCAUGCAUCUCACAACCGACGGGCCAAUUGCCUUUACCCUGCGCACUGAGCUAGGCGAAGCCACCGCCCGAUUGAUGAUCCGAGGAGGCCAUGACAAGGAGAUCGUACUCCUGACAGCUCAGCAAACCAUCACCUUCUCCGAGAUUAUCGACGCUAUCAACGAGACCACGGGGCGAAACGUGCAGGUCAAGUUCGUUUCCCCGGAGGAAUUCGUGCGAUUCAAGACUACCGAUGAUGAAGGCGGGAAACCGGAAGCAUUUUUCCAGAAGCUGGUGUCGUGGCACCAGUCAAUUGGCAAGGGAGAGGCUGCCACGACGGAUCCGCUGAUGGCGGAUUUGCUGGGCAGACAACCCACCCCGGCCCGAGAGGCCAUCCGGGGGUUGUUGCAGGAGAAUCGCGACUAUGAGUGGCAUCAGAACUAUGUGAAUCGGGGUUAG